AUGAAUCCUCAGAGUCACGGUAGUAUACGGUUUUCAUCUGGACUUGGUGAUGAUUCCCGUACCAUCACGUGGACCCCUCCCCCUCCUUCGAGUCUCGUCAACAAAAAUCAUCACUCCGAAGUAAAUGAUCGGAAGCGCCGUCGGGUCCAGGUCAACAUCGUCAAGCAGGGCGUAGCAAUGAUCCAGUUAGGCUCGGACCUGACCUAUGACUUCAGGUUGAACCACGCCGAGGCCGAGAACAAGCUUUCUGAUGUCACAGCCGAACGGGAUCGUCUCCGAAGAGCGCUUGAUGACAUUGAACAUGAGCUUCAAAUUACUCGAGAUGACUACCAAGCGAGUUUAAGGGAUCUAUAUGACAUUAAGGACGAGUUUGAUCACUACAAGAUGCAUCACGGUCAGAACAACGGCACCGUGAACCAGCUGCGAACGAAACUUCACAAAACCACCCAAAGCCGUCUGAGUAUCAUCGAGAAUCGCAAUCAGCUUUUGGAGACAAUCAAAGACUUGGACGAGGAGAAGUUGAAGAGCGAGAACGAGCGAAGCUCCCUGCGCGAAAAGGUUGCUGAGUGUGUGGCCGCUCAGGGUAGGCAAGAGCAUCGGCUCCGCAAGGUCAAGGCUCUUUUUCGCGCAGACCUCGAAUGCGCCAGGAAGGAAGCUGCCUUCGCUAAUCGUCACUGGAACGAAGCCAGGAACGAGGUCAAAGGGGUCAACGAAGCAAUGGAUUCUGUUCGAAAAGAAGCCCAGGUGGAGAAGAAUCAUCUUGUGCAGCAGCGUCAUCUGCUCCAGAAAGAACUCGACUUUGCCAAGAGGAACCACGAGGAAUGUCAAGACGAGAAUAAGCGACUCAUUAAACACACCGAGAGCCUCAAGGAAGAGCACCAAGGCUGCAAAGUCUCCCGCGAUGAGCUCGUGGAUAGUCUUCGGAAUGCUCAGCAGACAACUAAAGAAGCCCAAGCCCAGCUGCACGAUACCCAACGAGAACUCGAACACAGCCGUGAAAAGUACGCUAUGUUGACCACAGAAAUGCGCCUUCUGGAGGAAACAAACGUGGCCCAGAUGAAUCAGCUCGGAAGCGAGCGCUGCGAACACCUGCGCGAGAAACGGGAGGCCACCGAGAGGCAGGCAAAGGCUGAGGCCGAAAUCAAGCAGCUCCGAGACCAAACCCACAGUCUCCGGUCUGAGCUCCGGAGUGAUAUCCUAGAAAAUGAUGGUAAUAAGCUGCUUGUCAUGAUUUAGGAAGAAACUGGCGCAAAGUACGGCAGCCCAGAUCCAGAGGUGGCGGCUGACCUCGAGAGGGAGUGCUGUCAUCGGCCAAGAGAUCGCCUGGAGAGCCGCAACACGUGGGAAAAGAUACGACUAUAGUAUGGUCCUACAGCUGAACUGUCUACGAAGAGCAGUCGCCAGACUUUUGAUGGUCUAGUGGCCCGAGUACCGAAGAUAGACAAAAGUUUUCAUGUUUUCUUCCUUUUAAAUGCAGUUUGGGGUUCCAACACGUGACGCAAGAAGACUCUGAAUCUCCUUUGAGAAACCUCGAUGACUAGGGGUCCAGCCCGGGGCUCGUAUCAAGGCAGAGAACCUAUAUUGUCCAACGUCGCAAGGAAGUGGACGGAAGAUGCCGUCAGACCAUCGAGGGCCGCGAUGAUAUCAAGGGCAUCAUUCAUAAUGUCCUGAGUCUCUGGCGGUGUUCUUGUAGUACCUGUUGUGGUCCAGUAUCGAGACCUGGUGUAGAAGUAACACAUGUUCGUUAUGUCGACGCAGUGCCUGCUCGUCAUAUGUGAAGCCGGGCUUCCAGCAACGUGCUCGACGCCCGAACGUCAACGUGUUUACUGAAGAGGCCGUUCAUUGCGAAGACUUAAGUCAGUCCGGCCCGAUCCCCAUGCCGCCCACCCCCUUUUUCCAAUGGUCCUUUGCCGUCUCGUCUCUGGGGCCCUUUUGGCAGCAACCGAGGUAGGCGACCUUCCCACAUUAACACAUGCCCGUUGCAUAUUCCCGGAUGAGACAGGCCAACCAGCAACCAGCAAUCUCUGGAUCAACGGGCC
Colletotrichum destructivum is the source of this 2039-nucleotide messenger RNA. RefSeq lists its product as uncharacterized. The transcript has a single exon. The coding region runs from base 1 to 1236 and encodes 411 amino acids. The record is from RefSeq and is a predicted model, not a curated record. NCBI's taxonomy places the organism in Eukaryota, Fungi, Ascomycota, Sordariomycetes, Glomerellales, Glomerellaceae.